GCUCUGCAGACAGCGGCCAUGUUGUGAUUUGUUUUUCUUCGCCCUCCCCCCCCUCCGUGUAGUUUACCUGUUUGCUGAACCCCGCACACCGGAGGGAGGACCCCGAUUGGAUCGGGAAGGAAUUGUUUAUUUCCCUGCUAUAUUUGUAUUAAGAUUACGUCGAUGCCCGGAAAGUGAAGCUGUGGAGCAGCAAGCAGCAUGUCCGCAAUGUUAGGAGAUGAAGAAUUUGAUCAGUUAGAUAAGCCUGGCGCUGAACGGUCUCGGAGAAGAAGAACUGAAGAUGACUGGGACAGUGAACUAGAAGAUGAUUUGCUCGAGGAAGAUUUUUUGCCUGGAAAAAAGAAUGCAUCCGAUCUAUCAGAUGAAGAACUUAAUGAUGAUCUCCUUCAAAGUGAUGAAGAGGAGCCUGAACAUCAAAACUACAGUGGCCAGGAUGUCACUGUUAGUCUUAUGGCGAAAGCUGAAUGUCCCUUUAACUGUGGCCAGGAUGUCACUGUUAGUCUUAAUGCGACAGCUGAAGCAAUGUCAUCCUUUGACCUUUCCAAGAGCAUAAACGAAGCGUCUGUAGCAGAAGACGAAGAAGCAGAAUAUGAAGAGGAGGAAACUGAAGCUAUUUAUGAAGAAGUCGAAGAAGAUGAAACAGGCGCUGAAGAUUUUGCAGAGACAUAUGAAGAAAAUGAUGCUGAGCUUACAGAAGAACCCAUAGAUUAUGCAGAUGACGAACCUGUAGAUGAGGUGCUAGACAUUGAGAUCAAUGAACCUCUAGAUGAAUUUCAAGAUGAAGAGUACAUUCAGACAUACAAGAGACAAAAUGUUAAAAACGAAAUACAGCAAUAUACAGAGGAGGAAAUGGAAGAAAGCGAAGUACCGGAUGCUCUCACUAACUCUGAGGAGCUUCAUGCCGAAGCACAGGACUUACAACCUGAGACCAGAGAAGAAUCUGAUGAGGAAGAUGAUGAGGAUGAGGAAGGUGGGCGUAUACGCUUCAAAACUGAACGAAAAGAGGGGACAAUAAUUCGACUUUAUGAUGCAUCAAGAGAAAGACGAAACAUACCAGAAACUUUAGAGCUUUCUGAUGAAGCCAAGGAAUCUUUGCUGCAAUUUGAGGAAAUGGAACGGCAGCGUAGGCAGGGGCGCUAUGGGUCAAGAAGAGGUGGAAGGCGAGGAGGCAACAACGGCAUGCCUCGCGGGAUGGGCGGUCAAAGAAAUGAGAACGACAGAAGAAACAUGAGGGAUCAGAGGCAAUGCCAAGGGCAGCCCAUCCGAAGUUUGUUCCAACAGCACCAGCAGAUGCAGCAGAUUCAGCCUCUGCUUCCAACGCAGCGUUCACGGAAUUCCUCAAAGGAUGGAAUGUCCACAUCACAGCAGGAGAAGCAAAGAUCUGGAGGUCUUCUGGCAACACCACAAUCCAAAAACAUACAUAUCAAUCCUCAUUUCAAAGGAAACGUGACACCUGUCCAAGGUGGGGAUACCGCAGGCAAAAACAGCUAUUUCAGAUGCCAAAAUAAAGUGCCCCUAUUACCGGUGCCAAACCAGCCUCGCCCUGUGCUAGGACAACAUAGGUAUCCAGGAAUGCCAGAAUUUCAGCAUGUCCCUGUGCAAGGCAACUUUAACCCACCACCCAGGCUUCAGGAACCGUGGAGAAAUACACCUCCACCACAACAACCAGAUCGAGAACCUUUCUUCAUGGGCGAACCAAGAUUUCCAAACCACCAUAUGUUUGAUCAGCGAAAUCCACCACCUGGACCACCACCUCCACUUCUAAGUAGCAAUCAUCCAGUUCCCAAUCAGAAUACACUUCCAUACAAUCAACAUGGACAGGGAUUUAACCAGCCAGGGCCACAGCCCAGGUUUAAUCAGCAAGGACCACCCCCAAACUUCAACCAACCAGGUCCUCAACCUGGAUUCAACCAGCCUGGUCCUGGUCCUCAGCAGGCAUUCAAUCAGCCUGGCCCUCAGACUGGUUUUAACCAACCUGGAUUUAACCAGCCUGGCUUCAACCAAGCUGGACCCCAGCCUCCGUUUACUCAACCAGGACCUCAACCAGGUUUUAACCAACCUGGUUUCAACCCCCCUGGCCCGCAGCCAGGUUUUAACCAGCCUGGUCCUCAGCCAGGAUUUAACCAGCCUGGGCUUAAUCAACCUGGGUUUAACCAGCCUGGGUCUGGGCCACAACCAAGGUUUAAUCAGCCAGGUCCUGGGCCACAGCCUGGCUUCCCACCACCUGGCCCUGCACCACAGCCCGGGUUUAACCAGCCAGGAUUUUCAAGAGAGCGUCCUGUACGAAUGAACAUGCCAAGUCCAGGUCCUAUGGGAAUCCCUCCAUUUAAUCAAAACUCAUCAAAUAUGAGACAUUUUGCUCCUCCAAGACCUCCGUUCCCUCCUACUCAUGGACAGCCAUUUAUUUCUCACUCUCAGCCAAAUAUGCAGUGUCCACCUCCCAUGCAGCCAUUACAACAGCAUCAUCAUGUUGCUGGACCUCCAAAAUCUCCACAGCAACCAUUUCGGCCACAUAUACAGAAGCCUCAAACUCCAAAUAACAGAAUACAGGGACAACAGCGACAAGGUCAACAUAAACCGAGACAAGGAACACCUGUCCAGAUGAUUUCAAAUCAGCAAACCACACAUGCAAGGAAUAGUAACUUACGUGAGUUACCGAUAGCACCAUCUCACACUUUAGAUGUGAACAAGAGGAGGCAACGCACUGCUGCUCAGAUUAAACCAAUAGCCACCACAACACCCCAGGCAAGACCGAUAGCUGUUACCAAUGCUCAGUCCAUGAAUCUCACCAGCCCAGUCAAAGAAGAAGUUAAACUUGAACAGUUUCCUGGUGAGGAUGAAGAGACCAGAAAAUAUCGUUUGAAGAUAGAAGAACAGAAGAGAUUAAGAGAAGAAAUUCUGAAACAGAAGGAGUUGAGGCGUCAGCAGCAGGCAGGUGCAAGAAAGAAAGAGCUACUUGAAAGACUUUCUCAACAACAGCAACAACAACCUACAACUACUCAGCAAAGCCACCCUGAGCCAGAGAAACAACCACUGCAAGUUGCAAAUAAUGGUAACCCCAUAUUGCCUCACAUUAGCCUGCAGACAAGGUUAAAUGUAAAAAAUAGACUCUUCUCCCAAAUUCCAGAGACAUUGACUACAAUUUCACCAGCAAUAAUCCCUCCAGUUCAGCAGGCAGCUGGAACAAAUACACCAGUUCAAGGAAAACAAAAGAAAAUAGUGAAGCAGACUGUGCAAAAUAUUGCUACAGCUGAUAAUCAACUCCAAAAAGUGCAGCGAGUACGACCUGCUGGACCCAUAGCUUCCAUAACACAAGUACAGACUAUACAAGUGGCCUCACCUCAGGGUCGGCAGCAGAGAGCAGGAGCAAAAAGGACAGUAAUGCAGAGAUCAAAUAGUACAAGUGGGGAUGGACCUAUUAUCACCCCUAAGGUUCGAGUGAUUAAGUUAUCAGGAGGGGGAGGAGAUAAUGUGAUCACAUCUCCAGAAGGAAAUCUACAAAUGCAACCUCCACAACAGAGACUCCCCCAACAGAGGCCUCCAUAUCCGCAAAGACAACCACAGAAACAAGGGACUAUUAGGAAAGUUACACUGGCAAAAGGAACCGUACAGCAGCAUCAACAUCAGUAUCUACAGCACCCUAUGCGUCCACUGCCUUUGCAAACAGAGUCAGCGAUUCCUAAGGUAGUGAACACUGUCAAGGCACUUCAUCAACCCAACAAGGUUAUUAUGCGGGGAAGAGGCAGAGGAGUAGUGGGACAGAUGGGCAGAGGACGCUUGAUGCCAAAUAAACAGAACCUACGUGUGGUAGAGUGCAAGCCUCAGCCGUGUGUGGUGUCAGUUGAAGGGCUUUCUUCAUCAACCACUGAUAUUCAACUGAAAAACCUGCUGAUGUCAGUAGGGCCAAUUCAGAGUUUCCAAAUGCUUCCUCAACUGCGAAAAGCUGUAGCAACAUUUAAAGAGCCUCUACACGCUUUGGCAUUCCAGCAGAAGUUUCACAGUAAUGUGAUUGCAGAUGACUGCAGAAACGUUCCAGCUUCCAAUUCACUAUAACCUGCCUUGUUCCCUGUAACUGCUACACGCACAUGGUGGAUUUAUCGCACAUCAAUGUAUCUCUGGUCACAGAUUGAUCGAACCAGCAUUAACCCUCAACUCAUCAGAAUAAAUGAUGAUUAUAUGAAACUCCACCAUUUAUAUUUUGGACUUCUCAACUGAAGAAUAUCAAGCAAGCAGCUGGGCUGAACUUGUUUUAUGAGGAAGGAAGAAAGCAACAGUGGAACACCGCUAUAUGUGCUUAACUUCUACAACUACACAGAUUUUUUUUUCUUGAUAGCUAUUUUCUUUCCUUUAAUGUGCACCAUUCAUGCGAGUCUGACUUUCCAUGAACAAAGACUAAAAAUGCAGACUUCUGAGUAAAAAUGCUCAAUACGAAUUUUUUUAUAGCAAAGAAUACUUGUUAAUGGUUUCUCCUAUCUUCAUAGCUACUCGAUACUAACCAUUUUGUUUUUUUAGUACUUGAAUUUAGAAAGUCAUCCUUUACUAUUAUGUUUACUGACCCAUUUUUAGAAGUAAACUUAGAUGCCAUCAUUUUUUUUAUUUAUUCUGUUAAUGAUGAUUGUAACUAACCAUGCUUGGAUUACAGUAUGGACUUCUCAUACAGUAUGGAUUUUUCCGAUAGGUUCAAACAAGAACAUACCAUUGAUGCAUAUGCUUCUUUUUGUUACAAACUAACUUUAAAAAUAACAUAAUUGUAAUUUCCCAAAGACCUUCCACCUUGUAUGUUCUGUUGCUUAGGUUUUCUAAACAGAUGAUUGAACACCUAAGUAUUUGACACUUUCUGGACCCGUGUAUUAAUUAGACCAUUCGGUUGUGUUUAAACGUAGGUUUCUUGACUGUUGGCAAGCAAAUAUCUUUCUAGCUGUAGAAUGAACAUAGCCAAACUGAAGACAGGGAACUUGCAUUGUGUAGAAGAUAUAAUUGUGUGCAAAUGAAAUCUGAUGUCUAGUUGAUUUGUCAAAUUAUGCUAAAAUGUGACAUUAUGCCAGUGUCCCUUUUAACAUGUAAAAUGUUAAUAGUAUUAAGAAAUAUAAAUCCAAUUCCGAAACGUGUAGUAUAGAGCAGCACUCUGUAAGCACACAGCUAAAUAGAUGUAAUAGGGAGCAUGUUUUCCAGGCUGAAGCUCUACAAGCUAACAAGGAAUAAAUCGCACAACGUGUUUAAAACCCAGCCACUAAACUUUGGACCAAUCCCCAACUAAAAAAACCCUAAUUAAUAUAUCUAUUAUAUAUUAAAGAGAAUGUUUUGUGAGCUCAUAAGAGAAACAACCCUUAAAAAAUGUAAUUUCAGUAAAAGAUUGUUUAAAUCUUCCAUUACAGUAAUGUAUAUAUUUUUUUAACUAAGUGAACCUUUAUAGUCUUCACUUGUCUCCUGUCUGGUUUUGGGGGGGGGGGGUUUCAUCUUUUUUUUCUCUAUGCAUACUGAAAUAUUAUAGCUUUUUAAUAUGCAGUAGAAGUGUGUGUAAGUGACUGUGGUUUUGUAAUGCAUUUUUCCCCCAUAAACACUUUGUUCAGGCCACAUUAGCUUAACCGCGCUUACUCCAUCUUACUACUUUAUUGUUAAGAUCUAAAACAAAACAAAAAUAAUCUAGUUUACACCUAACCAUUCUCCACUUUUGGUUGGAGAUUUGUGUUGUCAUUAGUGACAUUCAUAGGGUAUAUACAGAGGGGCGCCUAUUUUUUCUUUUAUAUAU
Messenger RNA from Bombina bombina (fire-bellied toad), 5749 nucleotides. It is a transcript of the gene RBM33, whose product is annotated as RNA binding motif protein 33. Bases 199 to 4053 code for a protein of 1284 amino acids. Lineage: Eukaryota; Metazoa; Chordata; Amphibia; Anura; Bombinatoridae. Gene Ontology annotation, molecular function: RNA binding. The transcript is spliced from 22 exons. The record is from RefSeq and is a predicted model, not a curated record.